AAUUAUACAUGCAUACUGUUUGUAGGAAGAAUCGUGGAUAUAAUUGGUAAAGAAAAAGCAAUUGAUUUUUUUCAAAAAACAAAAAAAAUCGAAGAAGGAGGUGGUAUUUUAAUAAUGAAUGGAUCUCGAAGAAGAACUGCAGGUGGAGUUUAUCUAUGGUUAGUAAAAAAUGAUGAACAUAUUCCACAAGAAAAAAUCAGAGAAAUUUUUUAUUAUGACAAAAAAGAGCAUGGUGAUCAAAAAAAAGCUGAUGCUAAUGCUAGAAGACAAAAAGCACAAGAGUUAAUUAAGUGUCUAGAAAAUGGUUCGGAAAAGGAUUUGCCUGCUCUUUUAACGAAAGCGGAACUUUCCACAAAAGAAAUAGCCGAAGAAGCAAGAUUGAGACGUGGUGAAGGCAUGGAUAGAAUGCCUAUGGAUUCUGAUCGUACAGUUACAAAUCCACCACCGAGCCCUGUAACAGAUGAUCCAGAUCAUUCUGAACAUCCACUUGUACAAAGACACAUUCAAGACUACAGGGAAGAUUUCCUUGAUAUUGGUAUCGAUGUAGAUAGUAUGGAAGUACUUUAAAAUAUUUUUAUUUUAUUAUAUUUUUUUUAUAUGUGCAGAUAAAUUGUACAAAAUGAAAUUCUAACCUUUGCAAAAAUAACCAUAUAUACAUACACACAUGUGAAUACAGUUUACACAUAGUUUGUACGUUUGAUUACUAUAUACAUAAAUAUUGAAUGUGAUCAAAGAAUGAUCGAUUAACUGCAACGACGUUCCAUAUUGUGAUAACAUAAUUUAUCAAGUGUACAUACUAUGGUAACGUACAGUGUCAUUUUCUUACAUUUUGAAAAACAUAGAAUAUUUUUGUAUAGGUUUCCUGUAAUGAAUUAACUUCAAAAAAGAUAAAUGCAUAGGGUCGAACAGGAUAAGAAAGGUCUAAUUUGAAAAUAAAUCAACUGCGUUUUAACUCUGAAAACUAUAAUAUUAGUAGUACAUCAUGCAUUUGUGAAGUCUUCUGUUCCAUUAUUUUUCUCAAAACAGAUGGUGGAAAAUCCACAAGUUGCUUCAUUCUCUUAUCUUCUGGCAGCACAUGCAUUCUAUUUGGCUUAAUUCAUUUCGGGACAACUAUACUCGUUUUAUGUUUCAUUUAACAUGUUCGUUUUUAUUAUUAAGAUAAAUGUAAAAAAAUGUAAGAGACGUAACAAGUAUGGAAUUUCAUAAUAAUUGCGACAACAUAAUAUAGAAAGCGUAAUUUUUAUGAAAUUUUCAUUGUUGAAGAUUGUUUAUGUACAUAAAAGUCACUACAAAAAUAAAUAUUAAAGUAUUUGUACUUUGUAUAAUGUAUUAAAUGAAUUAUCUCGUAUAUAAAAUUUUACUCAGUACGCUGCAUGAAUAUUAAUUA
Molecule: messenger RNA, 1387 nt
Organism: Nomia melanderi (Alkali bee)
Lineage: Eukaryota; Metazoa; Arthropoda; Insecta; Hymenoptera; Halictidae
Source: RefSeq, a predicted model, not a curated record